Messenger RNA from Frankliniella occidentalis (western flower thrips), 738 nucleotides. The record is from the annotation of a RefSeq genome assembly. NCBI's taxonomy places the organism in Eukaryota, Metazoa, Arthropoda, Insecta, Thysanoptera, Thripidae.
AUUCUGGCAUCUUUUCAACUUUUUAAUAUAGUAUUUUUAACGGCUAAAAUAUUUAAUCAAAGUUUAAAUAGAUGAAUAUUUUUUUUUAAUUUAAUAAUAAUAAUACUUAUUUCAGCUAUUUGGUGACGUGAUGUAGUGCGAGAACCAACAUUUGAAAGGCGACAUACUAAAGAAGUUUUAAAAGGGUUAAAAAUUGGUAUAAUAUUAUUUAUUACAUCGGAAGUUUUUUUUUUUUUAUCCUUUUUCUGAGCAUUUUUUCAUUCUUCAUUAUCACCAGAUAUUUUUAUUGGACAAAAGUGACCCUGUAAAGGAAUUAAAAGAUUUAAUCCUAUAUCCAUUCCUCUUAUAAACACUCUAAUCUUAUUAAGUUCAGGGGUUACAUUAACAGUUUCACAUCACUUUAUAAUAUUAGGUCAAAAAAAAAAAUCAACACAAUUUUUAAUCUUAACAGUUGUUUUGGGAAUUUACUUUUCUGUCCUUCAAUAUGUAGAAUAUUUAGAGGCGUCAUUUUCAAUUGCUGAUUCAGUUUAUGGUUCCUGCUUUUUCAUAGCUACCGGAUUUCACGGGAUUCACGUUUUAAUCGGAACAGUGUUUUUGAGUAUUUGUUUAAUUCGAAAUAUUAAAAAACAUUUUUCAUCUUAUCAUCAUUUCGGGUUUGAAGCAGCGGCAUGAUAUUGACAUUUUGUGGAUGUUGUUUGACUAUUUUUGUAUAUUUGUAUUUACUGAUUUGGAAAAUAG